AAAAGAGUACCGGUGUCUUGUGUGCGCGCAACAACCUACUGGCUGUCCUGUUCCUGACUGACUGAUUUUUAAAUUUUUACUGUUUCUCUUUAUUUUUGUCCAUCAUAAAGGACCUAGUAAUCGUUUUUAGUUGAUAGUAGUUUAUUUCGUAUUUUUAGUUUUGCCUUUAGUCCGUGCUCUGUGCGCCGUCGAAACAUUAUGUUUAUCGAAAGGGGGAAACCAGAAGAAAUCCCCAAGGGGGCCAUACGUCUCACAAAAGAGGAGGUCAUAGAAUACAUGACCGACCUGAUACAUAAAUGGCCAAAUACUAUGGAAUUAUGGGCGCUGAAACAUGGUAAUCCAAUUUUAUCAUCAGCUGUUGUUAUAUCGAGUUCGGUCAUUUUAAAUUUUUACCGCAAAAAAUUACAACUUAGAAAUUAUGGACGUUUUACAUUGUUCUUACCAGUUGUUCUUAUCCCGUCAAUUUUUGAUCAAAUAUAUCAAACUUCAAUUACUACUAGAUCAAUAAUUUUGCAAGAAGAUUGUCCUAUUUGCAUUAAUACACAAUCAAUGUUCAUACAAUUGGGCACAGGAGUUGUUUAUCCGUUGAUGAGCACAAUUGGUGGAACAUACAUGUUUGCCCAGAAAAUGAACACGUUUAGUUUGGGAUCCAAAGGACCUGAUAUUAUUAAAGAAUUUGCUCAACAUGUAAUGAAAAUAAGUCGUCCACUAUAUAAUAGACUUACAGUAUUUGUUAUUGGUCAUGUACUAUUAAGUUAUAUGAUAAGUCAUUAUCAAAUGGAAAAUUUUGAAUUUUUAAGGAUUAAAAUGUUGCAACAACAAAAUGAAGACAUAGAAGCAUUACGUAAAAGUAAACAAAUUAGUUAUAAAUAAUGAACCAUUAUGUUACUAGUAGAGUAAUUUAAUUGUAACUAUUAUAUUAUUCUGCUUGGCGAGAGAACAUGCUGAUUGUGCACAUUUCUAUUCUACACUCUGUUAUCAAGAAUGAUUUCAUUAUGACAGGAUGUUAUCUGGGAAUGCGCAGAAGAACUGAUUUUAUUUGGACUUUAGUGUCUUCUCGCUGUGCAGAGUAUUAGAAAUUUAAAAAAUGUAGAAUAUUUUUGCUUAUAAAAGUGUUUUAUGCUCUUUCAUAUAAUAUAACAAUGUUAAAAUUAGUUUCUAUAUUUAUGUGGGGUAAUUGUUUAUUAUUGUGUAACUAUUACAUUCUAACAUAUUGUCUAUAGAAUAUAUAAUAUGUACAUAAAUAAGUAUCUGUUACUGGUUCAGAUUACAUAUUAGUUAUUUGAUCUAAAUGGCUAAAUGUUUAUUUAA
Messenger RNA from Rhopalosiphum maidis (corn leaf aphid), 1311 nucleotides. RefSeq lists its product as uncharacterized. The transcript has 4 exons. The record is from RefSeq and is a predicted model, not a curated record. Gene Ontology annotation, cellular component: mitochondrion. Bases 199 to 873 code for a protein of 224 amino acids. Gene Ontology annotation, biological process: mitochondrial respiratory chain complex I assembly. Lineage: Eukaryota; Metazoa; Arthropoda; Insecta; Hemiptera; Aphididae.